UUUCCAGCGUGCGAACUAUCUGCACUAGCGGCCAAUCGCACGGUGCAUGCACACCAUAAUUAGCCGGAACGUGCUUGCGUUGCCAACAUGGCGCCCAAGCCAAUGCUCGCCGCCGCCGCCCUCCUCUUCUCCCUGGCCGCCAUCCACGGCGACGGCGCCGUCGCUGUCGCCGUCGCAGCGGCUGCCGAGCUGCCAGGGGGCAGCGCACGCGACAUCCCGGCAGUGUUCGCCUUCGGGGACUCCACGCUCGACGCGGGCAACAACAACGGCCUCGUCACCGCGGUGCGCGCCGACCACCCGCCCUACGGCCAGGACUUCCCCGGCGGCUCGCCGACCGGGAGGUUCUCGGACGGCAAGAUCAUGACCGACUUCCUCGUCGAGGCGCUCGGCAUCAAGGGCCUCCUGCCGGCGUACCACUCCGCCUCCGGCGCCGGCCUCAGCAACGCCGACGCUGCCACAGGGGUCAGCUUCGCGUCCGGCGGCUCUGGCCUCGACGACGCGACGGCGACGAACGCCGGCGUCGCGACGUUCGCCUCGCAGGUCGCCGACUUCAGCGAGCUCGUCGGGAGGAUGGGCGCUGCCAAAGCCGGUGAGGUGGUGAACAAGUCGGUGUUCCUCGUGUCCGCCGGGACGAACGACAUGAUCAUGAACUACUACCUGCUGCCAAGCAAGCACACACUGGACCAGUAUCAUGCUCUCCUCAUCGGCAAGCUUCAAUUUUACAUACAGAGCCUGUACAACCUGGGCGCCCGGAGGAUCCUGGUCGCCGGCUUGCCGCCGGUCGGAUGUCUGCCGCUGCAGAUGACGCUGGCGGCGCUGCGGCAGCCGCCGAGGCCGCAGGGCUGCAUCGCGGAGCAGAAUACGGCGGCGGAGAGGUACAACGCCAAGCUCCGGAAGAUGCUCACCAAGUUUCGGUCAACUUCACCAGGAGCGAAAGCCGUGUACGCUGACAUCUACACACCUCUGAAGGACAUGGUCGACCAUCCCCAGAAGUAUGGUUUCGCCGAAACGGGCAAGGGAUGCUGUGGCACUGGGCUGCUGGAGAUGGGUCCCCUGUGCACCGAUCUGAUGCCGACCUGCGCGACGCCGUCACAGUUCAUGUUCUGGGACUCUGUCCAUCCGACGCAAGCCACGUACAAGGCUGUCGCUGACCACUUCCUGCGAACUAACAUCCUGCACUUCGAUGAUUAAAUGUGGCUUAAUUAAAUGCUAUACCACGUCCUACUAGUACUAGCUCUGAGAGAUUUGUGUGCAUUGCGACAACAACUUCUGUCCAUCUUUGAAGAGCAAAGAUUGCAGCCUCAUCUUCAGUGCAGCACUUUAUUUUUCACAAUAUGGUAGGAGAUAACCAUUUAUUGAUGUACCAGAGUUCCAGAAUUUGCACCGGCCUGGAAUGCUA
Molecule: messenger RNA, 1399 nt
Organism: Oryza brachyantha (malo sina)
Lineage: Eukaryota; Viridiplantae; Streptophyta; Magnoliopsida; Poales; Poaceae
Product: GDSL esterase/lipase At2g40250-like
Exons: 3
Coding region: 88-1191 (367 amino acids)
Molecular function (GO): hydrolase activity, acting on ester bonds
Source: RefSeq, a predicted model, not a curated record